Jatropha curcas is the source of this 3041-nucleotide messenger RNA. The record is from RefSeq and is a predicted model, not a curated record. Lineage: Eukaryota; Viridiplantae; Streptophyta; Magnoliopsida; Malpighiales; Euphorbiaceae.
UCAAACCCAUCAGCCAAUGAGAAGAAAAGUGGUUUACUUCCAAAACUAGACACCAUAACUUUGCUUCAGAGAAAUUCCCAUAUGCUUUCUUCCUCUUGCGCAAUAGGUUAGGAAGAUGGGCUAAACUCUGAAAAAAAUUUCUUCUCAACACUUGUAAAAUUUUUCCUUUUGCUCUUAAAUAGCUUACUCUAUAUGUUUGAGGCCAGUUCCAAAUCUGCUCUUUCUAGGUGAUUGAUGCAUAUUAAUGAGUUAAUUUCAAGUAUUUUCCAUAUUUGUUGGACUCAAUAGAGAACAAUUUGGUAAAAUAUACAGUCCACAGUCAACACUAUGGCAAUUGUAAAUGGACUGAUUUUGGACUUGACGAAGCAAAUUUCCGCAGCCCUUUGCUAUGAAACUCAGUAUGCAUUUGACUUUCUACGCGAGCUAGAGGUCAUGAGGUCAAGGCUUCAACUUAUUCAGGUGUUUCUAGAAGAAGAUGAAUACCAAAAGAAGGAAAUAUUACUUAACACCUUGGAUGCUCUUAGAGAACUCCUGUAUGAGACAGAUGAUAUAUUGACAGAUUGCCUAAUCAGAGAAAAAUAUCGCAAAACUGGACUCUGCUCCAAAUUUUCUCUUCCGGGUUUGUCUUUCCGCCUUCAAACACACAAGAAAUUGAAGGAUAUUAAUACAAGGUUGGUGAAGGUGGAGGAAAUUUUGAAGACCUAUCUGAACGCGACAAGAAACAUUAGUUAUGAAGGUGAUAUUGACAGGUUUAGCAGAUUGGAAUACGAUUUAUCCGAGGAAACAGUUGUUGGAGUUCAAAGAGACGUGGAAAAGAUAAAAGAAUGGAUUUUUAGCCCAAGCUACCGCAACCUUCAGAUGAUGGGGAUUGUUGGGAUGGGAGGCUUGGGAAAAACCACAAUUGCCAGGCUCAUUUUUAAUGAUCGUGAUAUACGUUGUCAUUUUGAUCGGUCCAUAUGGGUGUCAGUUUCUCAAAAUUUUACGGUGGAUGCGAUCUUGAGAAGCAUAUUAGAACAACUGGGAGAAACAUCACGUGGAAAAUAUAUAUUAGACAUUAUUUUUCAUUUAUUGAAAGAGCAAACCUGUCUUAUUAUUCUGGAUGAUAUAUGGGAUACAGGUGUUGAAUGGUGGAUGAGUUUUUUCUCUCAGCUACAACGAUCGGCUUCCAAAGGAACUUGCAUUAUCAUCACCACCAGAAACCAAGAUGUUGCUUAUACUAUUGGUAUCGGAGCUGAAAGAAUCCAUCAACCGAAGCUUCUCGAUGACGAGGAAAGCUGGUCGUUGUUUUCCAAGUUUGCAUUUGGUAAGAAAAAUAAUGAAGGUUACGGGGAGUUCGAAUUUCUGGGCAGGAAAAUCCUGCAUCAAUGUGGAGGACUUCCAUUAGCUAUCAAGACUAUAGGAGCUUUACUAGGAUCAACUGAUAGUCUUACAGAGUGGCAUGCAAUCUUCAAAAGAUUUUGUGAACCGAAUAUCACAAAAGAGAAUUCUAUUGCAAUGAAUUCUCUGCGAUUGAGCUAUAAGGAACUUCCAGCUACUCUAAAGAGAUGUCUACUGUGUUUGUCAAUAUACCCUCAAGAUUUUGAGAUAACAGCUUGGAACUUAAUCUGCUGGUGGAUUGGAGAGGGUUUCAUCCGAGACAGUCUCUCGAAAACAGCAAUGGAAAUGGGCUCUGAAUGUCUAUCAGAAUUGGUAAACAGGUGCCUUGUUGAAGUUGUCCAGAAGCGAGGAUAUGAUGGAAGAGUGUACAGUGCUAAAAUGCAUAAUAUGGUGCGAGAUUUAACAAUUUUGAUGGCAGAAGAAGAGAGAAUUUGCAGCUUCAACAACCAGGGCCAGCAAGAAUUCAUGCCCAAUUCUCGGUGGUUGGGUUUCACAAGUGAAAUGGGUCCAAAAUCAUUGCAAAGAUGUCCCAAGCUGAGGGCUUUAUUGCUAAUUAGCAAUCAAGCUUUCUCUGAUAGGAAUUUGGGUUCACUAAGUUCACUUAGAGUGCUGGACUUGUCCAACAGUAAGUUAGACGACACACUUGCUUUACAGAAUCUACUGACUUGGAUCAGCUCCCUCAAACGCCUUGCAUAUUUAAAUCUAAGUGGAGCCCAAGGCUUGCAAGAGUUGCCAUCUUCCAUUCGCAAACUCCAAAACCUCCAGCUCUUGGUUUUAACCGGAUGCACUAAUCUAUCAAAACUAAGCCCUUCAAUCACUAGUCUAAAGCAUUUGUUACUCUUGGAUGUAAGCUCUUGCGUCUCUCUUCCUUACCUUCCUCAUGGACUACUAAACCUUUCGCAGCUUCAAGAACUAUCUGGAGUGAGACUGGCACGCCCGCGUAACUCAACAAGCUGUCGACUUCUUGAGCUUGGAGAACUACGCCAAUUAAGGGUACUACGAAUGAUUUUGAAUAACCAUAGUGAAAUAACUGCAGAUGAAUUUAAUGUCUUGUCAAAUCUUCAAAAACUUAAGAUUCUAGGCAUUGACGCUGAAAAUUGUGAACACAUGAAAGACAUACUAGACAGGCUUUGCCCUCCGCCAAUGCUUAAAGAGUUGUAUAUCAGGCGUUACCGUCAUGAAACUUUGCCAAAAUGGGUAAAUCCUGAUCGUCUCCAUAAUUUGGAAUAUCUUUGCAUAGAGGAUGGAGGCCUUGUUGAUAUCAGCUCGAGCGCUGAAACUGAUGGGGAUACUUAUUGGAGCUUGGAGGGUUUGUGUUUGAGGAGUUUGCCAUAUUUGCAGAUGGAAUGGAAUGAUUUGCUGCGGAAGAUGCGUUUAUUGCGGUAUGCAGAGGUUAGCCAUUGUCCCCAGUUAUACAAUUUUCCCUGGUCUGUGCAGAAUGACCCGAGAACAUGGAGGCGCUUUUCAGAUUGAUCAGGUAUUUUUUUACUUGCGAUGGUGCUGGCAUAGCAGGACGAUUGGAAUGCUUGUUGAUUGUAAUGUGUGUUAAAUUUGUUUUAUGUUGGGAUUGGUAUGGGGUGAAGUUUGUAUGCCAUUUAUUAUGAACACAUAUUGUUGUUAUUAGACGCAAAGCUUGUGAUGGAUAAAUUUAAUCGUACAUCUUU